CGUGCUCAUUCACAGGCGUGCCAGGCGGAGAGUGAGCGGGCCGUGCAGCAGAGGCUGGAGGAGGUGAGCCAGAAGCUCCAGAAGUCCCAGGACACCAGCAACAUCAUGCAGGCCCAACUAGACCAGGCUCAACAGGAGGCCACCGCCUUCGCCGGUCAGUGGACCCCACCUCACUGGUUACAUACCUUGACCACAUGAUAACCUGCUACUCUGUAACAGUGCUAGUCGCGCUAACCCAGUCACUCUAACCUCUAUUUUAACCCUAACCAUCACAGGAAAAGCCUUGCACUAAGUGGGAGAGGUCUCUCACACACAGCUAUGUUCCCGAUACCUUAUUAUUUAGAUUUGCUUUUAGAUUUAGAUUCAUACUGAUCUCUCUACUCUUCGCCACAUUUCUCAUUUUUUUUGUCCUUUUUUGUGUGGAUUUAUACAAAUUUGGCAGACUAGGCUCUGGUUUUGAAUUGAAUUAAAUUGAAUAAAACUUGGAUCUCCACAGAGCUCAAGGAGCGCAUGGCCACCAUGGAGGCCGAGCUGAAGGAGCGCUGUGCCGAGCUGGAGGACCUUAAGUCCCAACAGGCAGUAGUGUCAGCUGUGGAGGAGGCUGCCAAGGAGCAGACUGCCCCACUGGAGGCUGCCGUUGAAACCCCCACCGAAAAGCAGGAGACUGUGACGGAAAGUGUUACCGAGACCCCCACUGCCACCGAAAUCCAAGUAAGCUCCAGAGGCCUGUUUUUUAUUUUCCCCCAGCUGCAAAUAGUUUAGAUUGUAGACACAAUUCCAAAUCAACCCCUGGCCCCUAAGCAGUCUUGUAGAUCGGAAAAUAUUUGGAUAGGUAUAAGCAAUAUGGCCGACAUUCCACCUGUCAGAGUACAGGUGGAGUUGUAACCAUAUUGCUUACACCAAUCCAAUACUUUCAGAUCUACCUGUUUUUUGUUUUGUCAAAGCAAAGGGGCCUCAUUUAUCAAAGGUGCAUGUGCACAAAAAAUACUCUAAACCUUGCGGGCGCCAUUUUUCCUGCAAAGUAUACGUAUCUCCACGUGAAUCUCAGACCAUGAGUAUGCACAACUUCUAGUGGUUGAUCAACUGUAUUGCAAGCAAAUAUUGUUAUUUUUGGGGAAAUUGAGGUUUAUGAUGCACUGGAAUUAUAAUAGUGGUAGGCUAAUAAAAAACAAUUAAAUGUAGGCCUAAUGAUAAAACGGAUGCAUUAGGCCAUUGGUAAGAAGAUCGCAUAGCAACAUGUUGCCUAAUUAGGGCUGUCCCAAACAAAACCAAAUCUUGGUAGACCGAGAGUUGUCUGUUCAUUCAACCAAGCGAUUGGUCAACAUUUUAAAACAAAUUUUUCCUUAGACACACCCGGUGUUUGAAUAAAAUCAACUAUAUGUAGGCUACUGAGCUUGUCUGACGCUUUAAGCGCUGCGAUUAAAAAUGAAGACACACAAAUUACUAAAGAGGGAGCCAGAGAUCAAUAUAGCCAAACCAGAAGAAAAAAAAACUGUUCCUGCCCACUGCUGCUGCUGACCUUCGCAGAUUCUGCCGUUAGGCUCCUAAAGUUGCCGGUAAUAGGCUACAUCAGCGGUCGGCAACAUUUUCCAUUUGGAGUGCCAAGUUAUCGUACCAUUUCCGUUAGGCUCCUAAAGUUGCCGGUAAUAGGCUACAUCAGCGGCCGGCAACAUUUUCCAUUUGGAGUGCCAAGUUAUCGUACCAUUUCUACGGAUCUGCGUGCCGGUUAUGAUUUUCACAUUUUCGUGGAACAGUUUCAUUUAUAAUAAAGUCUUCAUAUCUCAAUCAAUGUCAUGGUUAAUCAAAAUUCUAUCUAAAUGAAAAUGAUACAAAUCUAAAAGUAACUUAUUUUGCCAAUAUGUAAAAAUAGCCUACAUAAAGCCAACAAAUAAAAACAUUGCAGCCCACAGGUCGAAAAUAUCCUAAUUAAAAUAAAUAUCCUAUAAAUCACAUUGGCAACGCAUGGCCUGUCUGCAAGGAACUCGUGCUAGCAAACUUGCAACAUUGUAUAAAAUGUUCUGGGCCCUCAGUUUCCUGCGCCAGUGAACUCCGGACAGACAGACACAGCUGUAGGCUAUUUGUGCAAGGGAUAAGAAGUAAUCAGUUAAGCCUAUUUUAUGAUGUUUUCACUGGAUCAGAGCAUUAGUUUUUUUUUUUAACUUUCAUGCUGAGUGGUUAUCAUAGGGAGAGAGCUGGAAAGAUUUUUCAAAUGGGCUACGUUGAACUAUUGUCAUUCUCAAUGGAUGUAAAAACAGACUUUGCUUACUUGCUGUUUGAGGCGAAGGAAAAAAUUACUUUGAAGCUAUGGUGAGUUAAGACAAUCAGAAAUGGUAUCAGAUCCCGAAAUGGGCACAUUUAUAGGCUGACAUUUGCGUGCAGGCCAGGUAGCCUAGGCCUACUUCUAUGCGUAAUCAGGUGCAUGUCCUUACUCAAGAUUGACAGGAGCGCUCCAAACACAAGACAAUGAAUACAUUCACAACUUGUAAAUGGAAUGAAAUAAACCAAAACUUUCUCAAAGUGUAGCCGAGGUUGUGCGCUCUGCAAACAACGUGUCCACUCCUACAAUAAUGGUAAGACUGUAACAGAAAUCACCAUAAUCAAACAAACAUUGUAGAUUAUAAGCGCACAACCAUCACUGUACUCUUCCUGGGGUCCAAACACAUUAAGGCACUUACAUUACACAUAAAACAAAAGAAAGAACAGUACAUAUAACAUUAUUACACCACUACAUAUCUACAAUACAAAAUGUAUAAUACCACUAUAGAACAAUAUUACAAUGUGCGUGUGUGUGUGUGUGUGUGUGUGUGUGUAUGUAUGCGUGUACCUGUGUGUGUCUCACAGUCCCCCGCAGUUCCAUAAGAUGUAUGGUUUUAUUUAUUAAUUUCUUUGUAGUUUUUACCCCCUUUUCUCCCUAAUUUCGUGAUGUCUCAUCGCUGCAACUCCACAACGGGCUUGGGAGAGGCGAAGGUCGAGUCAUGCGUCCUCCGAAACAUGACCCGCCCGCUUAACCUGGAAGCCAGCUGCACCAAUGUGUCGGCCUGCAGGCACCCGGCCUGCCACAAGGAGUCGCUAGAACGCGAUGAGCCAAGUAAAGCUCCCCAUUUCCAAAUCAUACAGCAAAUGAGGGCGUUUUUGUUACCAUAAAAGGUGAAUGGAGGGUGUUUUCCAGGUGGGGUUGUAGCGCUGAUUUUAUCAAUGACAGUUUGAUAAAUCCUAAUAAUUUUUGGCGCACACAUCCUAGAAUCUCGAUGUACGCCAGAAUUUAGUAAGACAUUUAAUCACGGUUCAUAAAUGAGGCAGCUUUGACAAUAAACCCUUAUACUAUAAGCCUGUAGACCACCAAUCAGUAUCCAUUGUUUUUAACACUAGAACCUAAUUUUAUUAUUACUCUGCCAUUUCUAAAGUCAUUGACUUGUCCUAAAUAAGUCUAUAUAACACGCUGUCGUUGUUUAGAAUCUUAAUAUCACAAACAGAACUGGAGUUAUAACCAGUUUUGGCGGGCAUGUCAUUUUAAUGUUUUUCCCCCAUUGCCCCUCCUCCUCCCGACAGUUUGAGGUGCCGUGCCCAGUUGAUAAUCACCCCGAUAAUUGCCUCGAAACUGAACCUAAACCAUACUGAAACGAUUUUCACACAUAUAACAGAUUAAAUAAAUUAAGUGAAGUAUGAUGUGGGAGAAUGGGUGAGUUGAUGAGCGAGGGGAAGCGAACGAUGCACCAAUUGUGGUUGAAGAACAGGGCGAGCCAUUCUAUUGUAUUGAUCUAUUCUAAUUAUAAGCUCAAAAUGGUAUAUACCCUACAUCAGUCCACUGAAUCCAAGCAGUCUUAUCAGUCUACUCUGGCCUACUUGGAGUACACAGUAAGUGCGUGCAUAAUUUACAAUGGCAAGAAGACUAAGAUGAACGGCUGCACAUGCUGCGUAAGCAUUGCUACAAAAUCUGAACAAAAACGACUGAUGGUGGGGAAGAAAUUAAUCAUGACAUCUCUGAUUAUUCUUCUGAUUCUGAGCUUCAGCCUGAACCUAUACCUCAGAGGCCUAAGCAUAAAAAAGCCAGAAUGGUGCACACUGAGCAGGUGUCAGUGCCACCACGAAAUGAAACGGUGAGACAGGACAGAGGAAGGGACCACACCGUUUGGAUAAAACACGCCGGUGACAAUGCUACGGGCCGAUUAUCAGCACAGAAUGUCAUCACUGAGAGGGCAGACCCUACAUCUAAAGCAUAAAACAACAUCAUCAGCUUUUUGUAAAAUAUGAAUGGGAAUAUACUAAAGUUAGAUUUUACUCAUUUACUUAUAAGAAUUUCUAGGGGUGCCAAUAAUUGUGGCACACAUUUUGGAUAAAAAUAGUUCAUUUAUUUCAAAUUAAUUUUUUCCUAUAAUUUUACUUACAUUUAAGGUUAGAUUUUUGUGAAUAAUUUGAAUGAAAGACCAAGAGGAUAAACAGCAAAGAAAAACAUUUCGUUGCCCGUUUUUUCUCAUAUUUACCAAGGGUGCCAAUAUUAGUGGAGGGCACUGUAAGCAUCAGACCCAUUGCUAUGACUCAAAAUUGAGCUCAGGUGCAUGCUGUUUCCAUUGAUCAUCCUUGAGAUGUUUCUACAACUUGAUUGGAGUCCACCUGUGGUAUUUUCAAUUGAUUUGACAUGAUUUGGAAGGCACACACCUGUCUAUAUAAGGUCCCACAGUUGACAGUGCAUGUCAGAGCAAAAACCAAGCCAUGAGGUCGAAGGAAUUGUCCGUAGAGCUCAGAGACAGCAUUGUGUCAAGGUACAGAUCUGGGGAAGGGUACCAAAAAAUGUCUGCAGUAUUGAAGGUCCCCAAGAACACAGUGGCCUCCAUCAUUCUUAAAUGAAAGAAGUUUGGAACCACCAAGACUCUUCCUAGAGCUGGCCGCCUGGCCAAACUGAGCAAUCGGGGGAGAAGGGCCUUGGUCAGGGAGGUGACCAAAAACCUGAUGGUUACUCUGACAGAGCUCCAGAGUGCCUCUGUGGAGAUGGGAGAAACUUCCAGAAGGACAACCAUCUCUGCAGCACUCCACCAAUCAGGCCUUUAUGGUAGAGUGGCCAGACGGAAGCCACUCCUCAGUAAAAGGCACAUGACAGCCCGCUUGGAGUUUGCCAAAAGGCACCUAAAUGACUCUCAGACCAUGAGAAACAAGAUUCUCUGGUCUGAUGAAACCAAGGUUGAACUCUUUGGCCUGAAUGCCAAGCGUCACGUCUGGAGGAAACCUGGCACCAUCCCUACGGUGAAGCAUGGUGGCGGCAGCAUCAUGCUGUGUGGAUGUUUUUCAGCGGUAGGGACUGGGAGACUAGUCAGGAUCGAGGGAAAGAUGAACGGAGCAAAGUACAGAGAGAUCCUUGAUGUAAACCUGCUCUAGAGCGCUCAGGACCUCAGACUGGGGCUAAGGUUCACCUUCCAACAGGACAAAGACCCUAAGCACACAGCCAACACAAUACAAGAGUGACUUCGGGACAAGUCUCAAUGUCCUUGAGUGGCCCAGCCAGAGCCCAGACUUGAACCCGAUCAAACAUCUCUGGAGAGACCUGAAAAUAGCUGUGCAGCUCCCAAUCCAACCUGACAGAGCUUGAGAGGAUCUGCAGAGGAGAAUGGGAGAAACUCCCCAAAUACAGGUGUACCAAGCUUGUGGCGUCAUACCCAAGAAGACCCGAGGCUGUAAUCGCUGCCAAAGGUGCUUCAACAAUGUACUGAGUAAAGGGGCUGAAUACUUGUGGAAAUGUGAUAUUUCCGGUUUUUUUUUUUAUAAAUUUGCAAAAAUGUCUAAAAAACAGUUUUUACUUUUGCUUUGUCAUUAUAUGGUAAAAUAAUAAAUGCUAUUGUUAUUAUAAAAAAAUGUAUUGUAAUUGUAACGCCUUCAUUUAUUUUUUAUCAUGCUCUAUAUGAAAUGUAUUAAUUACAUUGUUAAAAUGUUGCUGUCAGAAUGACCGCUCAUUAGCUUGAAAGGGGGUCCCUCGUGGCCACACGUCAUGCUCAGAGCUUUAGUCUAUCCAUCUUGUUUCUAAACAGGUUGACUACUCUGCUGAGAUUGAAGAGCUAAAGAUCAGGUACGCUGAGUCAUAUUUCUGUUAGAUACCAUGUAUCGAAUCUCCGUAUCCAACCUUUUCUACCGAAUGGGGAUAUUUAUUUAUCUCCCUCUUUCAGUCUGAUAACCAAAGAAGGUCAUGUGGCCACUCUAGAAGAAAAGCUCCAACAGCUGAAGGUUGAACUGGAGCUGGUGAGAUCUUCCCACACUGUUGAGGAGCCACAGGUCAACGGGUAUGUUAACUUUACUGGGAUAUCAUGUGGCCUGGGGUUGGUUUAGCCAAGUGGUUAGCGCCGCGGUCCUCAGCACAUGUAUACAACAGUGUCCUUGUGGGUUCCAAUCCUGCACCUCACUGCUAUUAUUACACACAUCUUGUCUCAUCUCACUUUGUUGUCUCUCUAGCUAUACCACUGUAUCUGUUCUAUUACAUACAGUACCAGUCAAAAGGUUGGACACCUACUCAUUCAAGGGUUUUUCUUUAUUUUGACUAUUUUCUACAUUGUAGAAUAAUAGUGGAGAUCUCAAAACUAUGAAAUAACACAUAUGGAAACAUUUAGUAACCAAAAAAAGUGUUAAACAAAUCAAAAUAUAUUUUAUAUUUGAGAUUCUUCAAAUAGCCACCCUUUGCCUUGAUGACAGCUUUGUACACUCUUGGCAUUUUCUCAACGAGCUUCAUGAGGUAGUCAACUGGAAUGCAUUUCAAUUAACAGGAGUGCCUUGUUAAAGGUUAAUUUGUGGCAUUUCUUUCCUUCUUAAUGCGUUUGAGCCAAUCAAGGUAGGGGUGGUAUACAGAAGAUAGCCCUAUUUGGUAAAAGACCAAGUCCAUAUUAUGGCAAGAACAGCUCAAAUAAGCAAAGUGAAACGACAGUCCAUCAUUACUUUAAGACAUGAAGGUCAGUCAAUCCAGAACAUUUCAAGAACUUUGAACAUUUCUUCAAGUGCAGUCGCAAAAAGCAUCAAGCGCUAUGAUGAAACUGGCUCUCAUGAGGACCGCCACAGGAAAGGAAGACCCAGAGUUACCUCUGCUGCAGAGGAUAAGUUCAUUAGAGUUAACUGCAUCUCAGAUUGCAGCCCAAAUAAAUGCUUCACAGAGUUCAAGUAACAGACACAUCUCAACAUCAACUGUUCAGAGGAGACUGCGUGAAUAAGGCCUUCAUGGUCGAAUUGCUGCAAAGAAACCACUACUAAAGGCAAAGGGUGGCUACUUUGAAGAAUCUCAAAUAUAAAAUAUAUUUUGAUUUGUUUAACACUUUUUUUGGUUACUACAUGAUUCCAUGUGUGUUAUUUCAUUGUUUUGAUGUCUUCACUGUUAUUCUACAAUGUAGAAAAUAGUAAAAAUAAAGAAAAACCCUUGGUGUCCAAACUUUUGACUGGUAGUGUAUAUUAUGCAUUUUAUUUGUUGGGUUUUGUUUCCUGUUUGGACCCAGAAGAGUAGCAGCGGCUAAUUGGAAUUCCCACUCUUUUAGGGAAAUAAACUUUACUGGUGCCUCGUCCACAUAUUUAGACCAACAAAUGGGAAUUUUCCCUGCCCAAAACCAAAAACUAUCAAAUCUGGUCAAGAAUCUGAAGUCAUCAUUCCAUAGAUUUUGAAAAACAUUAAGUUAUGUUUUUCUGGCAUGUCAGUGUGAUGGAAGAGGAGGAGCAAUCACCUGUUGAAGAACAGCUGGUGAAGAUGGACAACACGGCAGAGAUCGAACUCCUACAGAACAGGUAUGGGAGGAAUUUUGUAUAUUUCUAUUAUUUUAUAGUUCUAUUAUGAACUAUUCACUUUACUUACUUAGCCGGUACGCACAAAUCUCCAAUGGCAAGCCUAUUAUUCAAUUAUUGGCCCUCUAGGGACGAAGUACUGUCUGUGGUUAAUUGGUCAGUUUAUCAUUGACUAGACCAUGAGUUCACUCACCUGGUGUCCCAACUCUGAAGAAUGAAACCAGUGUAGUGUUCAGAUACAAACACUAUGCAUACGUAAAGGAAAAGGAAUCACAUCGGCUAUAUUCAUGACAAUUCUAUCUGCAACAGUUUACAACGUUUUCCUACUGAACUUGUCCCAGAAGUGUUUUGGCCCUCUAGGACAAUAAUUGAUUAGCCCUGUCUAGUCUGGUCUAGUCUGUAGUGCUCUAAAUAAGUCUGUCUUACUAUAUCACAACCUAAUAACUCUGUUUUCCCAUGUCAGCCUUAAGGAAAAAGAGCGCAUUGUGACGUCCCUUGAAGAGCAACUGCAGACGUUGAGUGCCAAGAUGGAGGUGAAGAGAACUGAUGCUGUAAGUUGGCAAACCUGUUGGAAAAUUAGAGUUCAAAUUCAACAUUUCUCUCUUAAAAUCCUGUAUUUGUGUACACUACCGGUCAAAGGUUUUAAUUUAUUUUUACUAUUUUCUACAUUGUAGAAUAAAAUUUAAGACAUCAAAACUAUGAAAUAACACAUAUGGAAUCAUGUAGGUACCAACAAAGUGUUAAACAAAUCAAAAUAUAUUUUAUAUUUGAGAUUCUUCAAAUAGCCUCCCUUUGCCUUGAUGACAGCUUUGCACACUCUUGGCAUUCUCUCAACCAGCUUCAUGAGGUAGCCACCUGGAAUGCAUUUCAAUUAACAGGUGUGCCUUCUUAAAAGUUCAUUUGUGGAAUUUCUUUCCUUCUUAAUGCGUUUGAGCCAAUCAGUUGUGUUGUGACAAGGUAGGGGGGGUACAGAAGAUAGCCCUAUUUGGUAAUAGACCAAGUCCAUAUUAUGGCAAGAACAGCUCAAAUAAGCAAACAGAAACGACAGUAAUAAAAUGAAACCCUUGAAUGAGUAUGUGUUCUAAAACUUUUGACCGGUAGUGUAUGUACUAUAUGUUCCAUUCAACACCAGAAGUUCCCCCAUGGGACAAAUGUAUUAUCAGUAAAGUUAUUUGAAUUCUAUUGAAUCUGUUGUGCAGGCGGAGAGACCAGCAGACACAGAGCAGCUUCAGAGCAGUCUGAAGGAGAGGGAGAGCCAAGUGGCCUCGUUAGAGGAAGAGCUCAAACAGCUGAGAGAGGAGAUGGAGCAAGGGAAGAGUGCAAACGCUGUAAGGCUUCUAUUCUCUGUGUGCGCACAAGUGUGUGUGUGUGUGUGGUGUUAAGCCUUACUGUGUAAGGUUUAGUCUUACUCUGUAAGGCCUAGAUUUAGUUUUACUGCGUAAAGUUUACGUUUUCUAUAUGUGCUUUUUGUCAGAUGAAAAACGUGACCAUUGGUAUCUUGAAUGAUGCAUAUUCUUUCAAUUCUCCAACACAGGAGUCGGGAAGUGAGACAGAAGCCGAACAGCCAUUUGAAAGGUAUGUGUCCAUUCCUAAGCCUUUAAGCACUUGAGGUGUAUUCUUUGACCCAAUAGUGCAUGCAUUGUUUAAUCUAAUGAGCAGGGUUGGGGGUCAAUUCCAGUUGAAAUGGUAUUUCCCCAUAGGAAUGAAUUUCAAUUCCUGAACUGGUACUGUAAUUGAUAUGGAAUUUCCCCCCAGCCCUGCUAAUGAGUGUUAUGUUUUCAGCCUUGAGAAAGAUUCCCAGAUGCUAUCUCUGGAAGAGGAGCUACAACGGCUAAAGGAGGAAAUGGAACAAGUUAGGAACAAAAGCAAUGUAAGUUAGUGUAAUGUGGGUUUGAUGGUUUUGCGUUGCUCAAAGAGAGGUAUGCUUGUUGCCCCUUGACUGUGUUGGCUUAGCUGAAAGCGAAAUGCUAAAUGCUCUGCUGUACCCUACAGGAUCUCCGCGAAAAGAACUGGGCGGCAAUGGAAGCCUUGACCGCUGCUGAGAAGUUGAAUGAGGAAAGGCUGGCUGUGGCGAAGGGUGCACAGGUCAGUGGCAUGCAACACCCAGAGUCGUAUAUAUGCGCUCCGCUUCAUGCUGCCUCUUUCCUUUCAUGGCAGCCAUGGUUCUGCCUCCUGAUCAAUAUUGGCUAAUAGGAGGUCAGGGAUCUUCUCCAUUUUCAACAAGGCUAUCUGAAUGGCUAAACUUGGAACUAGAAUCCAAAUGCAAAUCAUGAAUGAAAUGCUCAGAGGCAGCAACAUGAUGUCUGGCACUAAAGUCGGUUGAACUCUCUGUAAAUACUCUGGCUACACUCACAUUGACAAAUGAGGAUACGUCAGACAUAUGCACACUGUUGUGAAUACGGUUUGUGAUGGGUAGCUUUCAUGAUGCUUUGACUUUGCGUCUAUUUCUAGAGCGUAGCCGAGGAAGCACUGAGCUCGUUCCAGACAGAAGCUCAAAAAGCUCUUCAGAUGAUCUGCCCUGACAUCUCUUUAGAAGCUGAGCAGGUAAGUUAGUUGGGUUUGCAAUCGCCGACACAGACUUCAAAUUAUUAUUCUCCGGCACAAAGCUUGUUGUUCUGUGUGGAUACUCCUUGCUAGUCUGAAUUGGAGCUCGUUCCUUAUUUACCCACACAAUACUAACAGGGUGGUCAGUAAUAUAUUAUGUCGUUAACAGGAAUGGAUUUGGAAAAUAAAAUCACUCUGGAAAGUUGCCAAUGUAAAUCCUUGCCGAUGUAAAAAUUGAUUUCACCUUAAACAAGACUACGUCAGCAGCCAUUUUUUUCCAGCUCUGUAGUUAAAAUACCUCAAUUACUAAUUGUAACCAUAAGAUAUGAUAUGUGUUAUUCUUUACAGAAUAACUGGUUGGAGCUACUCAUCCAGAAAGCACAGGCUACUGAAAUUCCACAGAGCCAAGAAGUCCAGCAAGAGAACUUGCAAACCACAGACUCUGAGGUGAGGACCCUGUGUUUUACCCUGAUUAUAGUGUAUGCAUUGCAUUUUGAAGUGACCAACAUUAUUGUAACGUUGGACUGCUUCAAAAUACCACUAACAAUAGAAGUUCCUCUACACCUGUUGCUAUAAGAAGACAUUUAGUCGCCUACUGCUCAACAUUAAUUACAUGUUCGUCCCUGAAACAGACAACAAAAGUGCAUCUUGGCUUUUCCUGCCCUGGUGUUUCAGAUGAGCCCCAGACACUGUCAUGAUUGUGUGCUUGUUUUCUCUUUAGGAGCUUUUGUCAAAGCUCAGAGAAGCCGAGGAGUCCCAGAAAACACUACAGGCAGAGUGUGAGCAGUACAGAACUGUCCUGGCUGAAACGGUAAGUCAAACCAUGGUCCUGUGUGUGAACGCCUAACUUUCCAUCCAACUUCAGUCAGUUUGAGGGGGACACAGCUUGACUUUGGUGUCCGUGUCUGUGAUAAAACCCUUGUUUGUGUCCCAAAUUGCACCCUAUAUCCGACAAUGCACUUGAUAGGGAAUAGAUUGUGUAAUACAGAAGGUGGAGUGACAUGAAUAACGUGUAAGCUUUAUUAACCUCUUAAGGAUCGGUCCCUUUUUUUAAAUGUUUGCCUAAAAUGACAUACCCAAAUCUAACUGCCUGUAGCUCAGGACCUGAAGCAAGGAUAUAUGUAUUCUUGAUACCAUUUGAAAGGAAACACCUCGAAGUUUGUGGAAAUGUGAAAUUAAUGUAGGAGAAUAUAUCACAUUAGAUCUGGUAAAAGAUAAUACAAACAAAAAAACAUGCGUUUUCUAUUUUAUUUUUUGUUCCAUCAUCUUUGAAAUGCAAGAGAAAGGCCACAAUAUAAUAUUGCAGUUUAGGCACAGUUUAGAUGUUGGCCACUAGAUGGCAGCAGUGUGUGUGCAAAGUUUCAGAUUGAUCCAGUGAAGCAUUGCAAUACUGGACUAUUUUGUAUCAAGUCUGCCCAAAUGUGCCGAAUUGGUCAAUUGAUACAUUUUCAAGUACAUAACUAUAGAGAACAUAGAAAAAUGAUAUGGUAAUACAAAAUGUAAGUUUACACACUCCCAGGAAUGUCAUACAUGAUGGAUGAUUAGCUUAUACACUAACUUUCACACAUCUAGAUGGCCGGGCGGGGUGGGUGUGGAGCCAGAGACAGCAGGGGUUCAAACUGUAGAACCCAGUUCCUACAUUUGAAUAUAAAAAUUGAUUUGAUCAAACAAAACCUAUGCUACAUUUUAUCUCUGGGACCCUUAGGAUGACAAAUCAGAGUAAGAUUACUGAAUGUAAGUACAUUAUUUACCUUCAGAGGGGAAUGUAUCAAACCAGUUGCCGUGAUACAUUUUUUGUUGUUGUGCACUCUCCUCAAACAAUAGCAUGGUAUUUUUUCACUGUAAUAGCUACUGUAAAUUGGAUAGUGCAGUUAGAUUAACAACAAUUUAAAGCUUUAUGCCCAUAUAAGACAUGUCUAUGUCCUGGAAAGUCAUGCUAAUCACAUUACCACAUGUUAGCUCAACCGUCCCGUAUACGGGACACCGAUCCCGUAGAGCAGGGUUCUUCAAUUCCGGUCCUGGAGGGCCGAAACACUUCAGUUUUUUAUUUCUACCUGGUAGUUAAUUGCACUCACCUGGUUUCCCAGGUCUGAGUUAGCCCCUGAUUAGAAGGAGAGGAUGAAAAACAGAGGUGUUUCGGCCCUCCAGGACCGGAAUUGAAGAACCCUGCCGUAGAGGUUAAUGUAAACAGGCAAGAAUCGCUAGCUGCACUAACAUACUUGUACUCUCGCUUUACACCUAGAAGUAGGUAUUAUGAUGUAAGAUAACAGCGCCACAUAACUGCAUUCCCACAUUAUCACACUUCCUUUAGGAGGGCAUGCUGAAAGACCUUCAGAAGAGUGUGGAGGAAGAGGAGCACGUGUGGAAGGCCAAAAUUGCAGAGGCUGAGGAGCAACGGCAAGCAGUAAGUUAUUUUUCUUCAAUCCUCUCUCUGGUCUUACUGAAUAUCAGCAGACGUGAUGGUUUCCUAUAAGAUGACUUGAUACGAAGUUAAAAGCAAUUUUGUCUUGCAGGCUUUGGAUCAGGUGAAGGUGUUGGAGCAAGCUGCAGAGGAUAUGAAGAUGGACAAUGAAAGCACAGACCAGGUAGAGCUUUUGCACCAGUUUUGUGAUGGUGAUACAAAGCUCAAUCUAAACCCUAAUGUACUGUAUGUUGGAUUUACUUCCAGUCACAGACUUGAGUAAACCAGCUUUUUGAUUGGUUUUAGUAUGAUAUUUAAAAGUUUCUUAUUAUCCUGUGUUUUGUGCAGCUGAAAGAGCAGGUGAUGCUUUUGGAGGCCCAGUUGGAGAAACAGCUGGAGUCCAUCAGCUGUAGCCAGACCUACGCCGAGGAGGUCGCCCAGGUAGGCAAACCACGCCAUUACACCUGGGUCAUUAUGUUUUCAGGUUAAAAAUGUUUUCAGUUUGUCAUUGUCAUGUUGUGGUCUGUGCCUAAAGGACACGACCUACGUUCAGCUUUUAUUUUCAUAUAUUUUAUUUUUGAUUAGGAUCUCUUUUAGCACCCCAUGGGUUAGUCUUCCAAGUGUGGCAAUACAGUUGUUUAAACACAGAUUUUACAUCGUUAACAUCCACCUACUGUAUAUGUAUUUUUUGCUACUUGGGUUGUACAUUGGUUGCUUGUAGCUACAGUCUACAUCUUCUUUGCCUUUGCAGCUAAAGGCCUUCUUAACGAAGACCCAGAGUCAGCUGGAGACAGCCCAAUUGGAAGCACAGAAGCAGGCAGAGGAACUAUCUGUGGUAGGUUUGACGCGCCAGUCGUCAUUUUAGUGCCAUAAAAUGAUGCCAUUUCCACUCCAGCAGUGAUGGACUCUGCUGUUUGCGGGCUUAAAUGAGCAAUCUACUAUUGACCCCCUGCUUCAAGUAGAAGUUUCCCUCAACCACAGCUCUAGGAUCAGAUUACACUAACCUUUGCCAUUAGGCUUAUGAAAGAUAUCUGAUCUUGUAUCAGUGGUUAGUGGUCAAUUCUACCAACUGUAUUGCGCCGUUGGAGGGGGACAAUGAACAACAAGGCUCUUUGGCCUCUUUGAACAGCAGUUUGAGUUCAGAUGGGCACAACGUUAUGUUCUGAUAGAAAGACAUUGUCUAGAACAGACAUGGGUUUCUGAUGUGUAGAGUUAAUGCCAGCUCGAUUUGUGGCAUUUCUAUCUGCAAUGUUCAGUAUGUUAAGUGAAAGAACCCUCCUGAGCGCGACCCAGGGCUUUGGGUGUGUCCCAAUAGUAUUUCAUUCCUCCUGAAGGGUGCAUUUGUUCACUACAUCCCACAAAUCUAAAAUAAUUGGCUUGUGGGAGAUUACACCAAAUCACUGCACACUUUGGGAGGAAGAAGAGAUAACUGGAGCAUUGCAACAUUGCCUUCUUGUUGAGUGGCAGAUUGCUUCCUGUUGCAGGUCAGACAGCAGCUGAGCGAGUCGACGGAGCACGUGCAGAGCCAGGAGGCCUCCGAGCCCACACAGGUCAGGGUGCCUGGCCGACAGGGAGCACCCUGCACAAGCUUGCUGAGAACUAUCAGACUCACAAUUUAUUUAUCGAAUUGACUACAAGCCGCAAUCCUGAAUGGAAACGAUAAGCACCACGUAAUUUUCAGAUUUGUGGUGCUCAUCUUGAUUUUGGAGUGUAAUAUCCCUUUAUGCACUAGGCUAGGGCACCCUACCAAUGUAGUGUUCAUUCACAUAGUGUUCACUCACCUAUUAGAGACCAAUCUGUAUCUAAAUAAUAAUGUACGGCAUGUCGUCACGCUGUAAUUAUGCCCUUAUACAAUUAAAUAAUAUUUAAUAUUUUCAGUUAUUAGCUAUUAUGACAAAUAUGUGGACAUCAUUCAGAUCAGAAGCAGCAGAAUCCAGUGUAAAAACAAUUUCACAUUACACAUGAUCUAUUCUGUCUGAUAGUUCUCAAAGGCAGCAGCUUUUGCUAUACGUUAACCACACUAUGUGCUUUAUAAAACGCAAACGUUUUAUAGCAAUUAAAUGCCUAUUUAACUCUAGUUGUCGGCUUCCUUGCAUGAACAUGUAUGUGUGUGUUUGCAAGUCCCAUAUUCUGAGGUGCUGCACCAGUGGCUGUUGUAAGAAAAACUUGAUUGAAACAGCAAAACGCUAACACCCUUCAAAUGUAUUUUUCAAAUAGCCAGAGCUCAGUGGUGAGUGAGUGAGUUUUUCUUUGUUGAUGCUUGUUUGGUACAUUGCAUAACGGACCACUUUGGAAGACCAGCACAGCUUGCUUGUUUCACCUGAACCAGAGACGGCCCUUCAGGUGUCUACUUGUUCUAACCUCACCGUUUUGGAAAACCUCUUCACACUUUGCUGCGGGACUGGCCCAUACGCCACCACAUUGUGUCCUACCGCCCCUGGUCUUUCUGGGGGGAGUGAUUGGACUGACCAGUUUUUGUGUGUGUAUUAUCUCAGGUCCAAACCCAGCUGGAGCAGACUACAAACAAGAUGCAAACGGAGGAAGAGAUGAGACAGCAGCUGGCCGUUGACUUUGACCAGGUAAGUCAUAAUAAAGUCAUCGUUUCAGCAGAAUGUCUUUAAUAUGUUCGCGAUAUAGUGAGUAUACAACUGACAUGGUAAGAAGGAGGUUAGAUGUGCCGGAGUCUGGUGCAGCAGUCUAAACUCCCAACCAAAUAUACCCCUGGCAACGGGGGUUGGAGUGCUGUCUCGGCCACCCUUUUUGUCUACACCCCUACUGUCUCCCUCUCUACAUUUCCAGCUGUGCUGUCAAAAAUAAUAAAAACACUUAAGGUCAGAAUUCCUAUCUCCUUAAAAAAAAUGAAUGUUAGAUAAGUGUUAAUUGAUCCAAUGUUUCAAUGUAUUACUUAAUGCAUUCCAUUAGUUGGGCACCAGUGAUCACAUCUGGAUGAGCACAGUAUGGAACAGAAACGUACAGCUUCUUUUACUCAAUCCGCUCACCCGUGACAUAUCGGUCAUACAAUACAGUACAACUUUAUUGUCCAACGUGAAUUCUUAUUUUUGCUACCUUAUGUUAUUCCCAACCUCUCGGAUACCACCACAUCAUUUGGCUGUCAGUCUUUGGAGCCAAUCAGUCGUUAUAUUUGGGAUGUAUUGCCAAUGGCAUUUUUAUUUCUAUCUACGACCAUUUACUUCAUCUUUGUUCUUAAAUCUUUUUCCUCUCCCCUUGCAGGCUCAGAAGUGCGUGACUGACCUGCAGACACAGAUGGACCAAAUGAAGGCAGCAGGAGACUGCUCCACAGGAGAACUCAAGGUGCUUACCACUGUCUUCAUUUACUUCUUUACUCUCUACCUCUCUCACCGACAUGGACUUCACAGGUCAUCCUAUUAGAUAGCUUAGGAAAGCUGCUUCCGACUCGUAUCUAAACCAAAUAUGCUAUCAACAACCUCCGACAUGGUUCUGUAAUGGCACACCAAACUGGAGCCGCUAGUGUGGUGGUGGCAGUGGCGAACCGUGACUAUAGGACCUAGGCCUUCAGAGGGACCAAAAAUCUUCCAUCACGUUAUCAAACCAAAAAAUCUAGAAAAUAACAGAAAACAUAGCAUCACUUAAUGCGCCCGACAUAUCUUCUGUAGUCGGACCAUUCUAGUUCUAGUGAAGGAAGAGGAAUACUUUUUGAUGACAUUAGGAGUUAAUCAAACAGGCCUGGCCGUGCUUUGGGCUGCCGCACACACAGCGACAACCGGCAUAGACACAACAUGAAACACAGCAUAGAAUAUUGCACUGUUUACACAAUUUAUGGUAGCCUACACCACUAUCACCAAUAGCGACAACAACAGUGUCGCAUCAAAGGUGACAGCCUCAUGGUGCUGAACGGACAGCGACUGUAAUACCUGUGCACUCCAUGGCACUGAAGGAGAGACAAUUUUGGUCAAAUAUAUAGACAUGGCUGAUACAGGCGACAGCAGUCUCACACAACGUCAAAUAAUGUUAAAGAAUAAGCAGCCCAUUCACUCCAGUAGGCCCCAUGAAAUCAUACCAAUACAAAUGCAAAAACCAUUUCAUGUUCCAAAUGAAAUUAACAAACCACCUAUUACUUCCCAUUGCAAAUAUAUUUUAUCACAUUCAUCUAAAGUUUAAAUGCAACAAUGUUUCAGUCAUUAUUUUCAGAGAUAGCUAACAGCAAGUGAGCUGCAACAAAAAACAGUGCCACUCACCAGAUUGUGAUCAUUUGUAAACAAAGUUUGAAAGUUAAUCUUGAAAAGGGUGACCCUAACAAAUUAGCAACAACAUCCACCUUGAAGUUGAUAACAGCUGCUGCGGCCACCGUGGCCAUUGUCACACUACUACAACACAAGCUAGCUAACGUUACUAGCGUUAGCGUGGGAAAACUAAAGCUUGCAACACUGAUUCUUUUCUCUUGUGCCCUCUUCUUCUUUAAGGUUUUCUGGCAGACGAUAACCUAUUAGUGUAUUGCCGUAUUCAUUCUGUAUUAUGAAUUCAUUACCUCUUGCACUCUCAGUAGUAACGUGUCUAUGAGAAGGCCUAGGACAUUAGCAAAAAAAAAAAAGUCCCACCCAUUGCAAGUCAAAAUGUGAUUGGUUCGUUCCACUGUCACUCCAAAAUUCUGCUCUAAUACAGUUGAAUGGCAGAGGCCUUCUGUCCAGCUUCUGAAGGCCUAGCCAAUGGCUGGCUGUGCUAGAUUUUUCUACCCAGAGAUCACCAAAGGAAAUCCUGAUUUGGAUCUUUUUUUUCUAUUCGUAUUAAGCCUUCUCUUUCUAACACAAACUGAAGAGAUGAAGUCAGAAUAUUAUUAUAAGUAUUGUAAAGAUGAAAAAUAAAUGUUAAAUAAGUAUAUAUACAUGUUUAUAGAUCCUUAGGCCUUCUCUGAAGGCCAUUGUGGUUCCCCACUGGGUGGUGGGCAGCCUCAUGGCUUUAAGCCAAAUUCAUAGUUGCUAUUGUGAGUCCGGCAGCUUUAAUGUCACACUACAAUGUAAAAACAAAAAACAAUCUACUAGUAACACAUUUCUAGUACAAAAUACAUUUGGUAUUGCCCCACUAAUUACCUGGUAAUCACUUAGAAACUACUUAACAUAGUUCGACGUAAUUAUUUCUCAAUAAUUACUUCUCGGUCACUUGGGGAUUCAUUAUAAUGAAUACCAGGAAGUACCAAUUGUUACCAAGAAGUUACCAGUUUGGUUCAAUGAUUAAAAGUAAUAACCAGAAAGUACAAAUAAUUCCUAUUGGUAUUUUCACAUUAAAUACCACACUACCAAUAAUAAUGCAACCUUCUGGCUUCUGGUCUACCUCUCUAACCUCUAGGCUACCUCCCCUCUCCGUUGAUAUUAAAUAAGUAUUUUAAGAAUUAGAAUAACUUUAUUUUGUGUGUUUUCUGAAUGAUCCAGGAGAGGCUGGAGAAAGAGAAGAAGCUAACCAAGGACUUUGGCCAGGCGGCAACCAAGCUCCAGCAGAUGCUCAAGGCCACCCAGGAGCAGCUCGCCAAAGAGCAGGACACCGUCAAAACCUUGCAGAGCCAGCUUGUUGGGAAGGUAGGCCAACCACACUGCACCACCUUAUUUAGCAGGCCCACCACAGCUCAUAGACCUACACUGUGUGGGUGUAGACACUUAUGUCUUCUAUGGAAAACCCUUUCCCCCCCCAUUCCCAUGUUUGGGUUUCAAUCGAAUGCCAGUGUAGGUAGGGGGCUUAACUCUUUUGGUGGCAUGUGGCUAUAUUCAACAGAGUAUAGUGGACCGUUAUUAAUGCUCUGCAGACCCUAGAAGUAUGCACUAUGCUGUAGGGGCCCGAUUCCGACUUAGGAAAUUACGCAUUUCUUACGCACGCCUUUCCUACACACUUCUCAGUAGUUGGUAUAAAGACUUACACUAUAUAUACAAAAGUAUGUGGACACCCCUUCAAAUUAGUGGAUUCCGCUAUUUCAGCCACACACGUUGCUGACAAGUGUAUAAAAUCGAGCACACAGCCAUGCAAUCUCCAUAGACAAACAUUGGCAGUAGAAUGGCCUUACUGAAAAGCUCAGCGACUUUCAACGUGGCACCGUCAUAGGAUGCCACCUUUCCAACAAGUCAAUUUGUCAAAUUUCUGCCCUGCUAGAGCUGCCCCGGUCAACUGUAAGUGCUGUUAUUUUGAAGUGGAAACAUCUAGGAGCAACAACGGCUCAGCCGUAAAGUGGUAGGCCACAUAAGCUCACAGAAUGGGACCGGUGGAAGCAACGUCAGCACAAGAACUGUUCAUCGGGAGGCUAAGAUCACCAGCUCUUAUCAAGAUCACCAUGCGCAAUUCCAAGCGUCGGCUGGAGUGGUGGUAAGCUCGCCGCCAUUGGACUCUGGAGCAGUGGAAAUGUGAAUGAUGAUCCCGCUUCACCAUCUGGCAGUCCGACGGCCAAAUCUGGGUUUGACGGAUGCCAGGAGAACGCUACCGGCUCCAAUGCAUUGAGACAACUGUAAAGUUUGGUGGAGGAGGAAUAAUGGUCUGGGGCUGUUUUUCAUGGUUCAGGCUAGGCCCCUUAGUUCCAGUGAAAUCUUAAAUCUACAGCAUGCAAUGACAUUCUUGACGAUUCUGUGCUUCCAAUUUGUGGCAACAGUUUGGGGAAGGCCCUUUCCUGUUUCAGCAUGACAAUGCCCCUAUGCACAAAGCGAGGUCCAUACAGAAAUGCUUUGUCGAGAUCGGUGUGGAAGAACUUGACUGGCCUGCACAGAGCCCUGACCUCAACCCCAUCAAACACCUUUGGGAUGAAUUGGAACGCCGACUGCGAGCCAGGCCUAAUCGCCUAACGUCAGUACCCGACCUUACUAAUGCUCUUAUGGCUGAAUGGAAGCAAGUCCCCGCAGCAAUGUUCCAACAUCUAGUGGAAAGCCUUCCCAGAAGAGUGGUGACUGUUAUAGCAGCAAAGGGGGGAGCAACUCCAUAUUAAUGGCUAUGAUUUUGGAAUGCAAUGUUCGAGCAGGUGUCCACAUACUGUUCAUGUAGUGUACCUUUUAAGGUGCGUAACAGGCUUUGCAGGUGUGGUUCCCUUGCGCACGCUGAAUAAAUGUAAUUCAACCGCUGAAAACCCUCCCAUUUACAUUUUAGUCAUUUAGCAGACGCUCUUAUCCAGAGCGACUUACAGUUAGUGAAUACAUAUUUUUUUAUACUGGCCCCCCAUGGGAAUCGAACCCACAACCCUCUAUCAACUGAGCUACAUCCCUGCCGGCCAUUCCCUCCCCUACCCUGGACGAAAUUUUCAGUUCUUUAACCCAUGUUAAUGUUUGAAGAUUAGUGUACAUAUAAUUAUAAUAGGGAGAAUAGUGUACAAUAGUAGGCUAUACCCUCAUCUAUUGCCUGCCAUGCGUCGGAUUCAAACUGUUAUUGCUUGGUCUGCGCUCCGCUCCAUAACGAUUUAAUUAGCCUAUGUCUUUAAAAAGAUAAAUAUGAUCAACUAUUACUAAUGAUCCUCAGCAACAACCACAUGGCCAUGACACCAUUUACAGAGGAAGCAAAUGAAGGUAAACAAAACUAUCAUUAAAUUGAAUAAUGUAGGCUAUACCAACUGAACGGAACGAACAGUAAAUUGGCAGUUUAAUAUGUUAUUAGACCUGCUGACGGUUGUUACUGAUAGUGGCUAAUAUUUAACAUGAUAAAAUUAGGAAACUGAGAAAGUCGGGGAAUCCUAUAAUUAGGAUAUUUGAGAGUGCCCUGCAAGUUAAAAGGCUAUACAUCAUGGCACAGAAAGUUGAUAUGCUUCAGUUUGCUGCCAUAUGACUGUUCACAUUUGUCUCCAGCGAUUAGAAGGUAAAAUGUAUCUAAAACAAGUGUCAUAUUUACAACUCCCUUAUCCAAAUGGAAACUCAUUUACCUAGCUCUUAUCAAGAUGUAAAUUACAGUGCAUGGAGAAUGGUGUUAUUUCUAUUUGAAAAAAAAUUAUGGAUGCUUUUUCCACUUGGAACCAGUAGUCCCCUAGACGUUAUUCAUGUUUUCCUCACGCAUAAAGGUGGUGGGAUUAAGUCAAGGUCAGAAUAUGGCGUAUCUGUAGACACACCUCCAUUUCACGCUAUUCUCAUGCUUAAGUUCAAGGUCAGAAUAUAUAAAAGUGCCUAAAAAUGGAAAUGCGUUCCAUUUACGCACACUUAACUCGGAUCGGAAUCGGGCCCUAGGUGAUUAGGAAGGGCUAAAGUAGCACUUGAAUAGAUUGAGACACAUAUGGCCGUUUUCCCGGAUUCAGAACAAGCCCAGUCCUGGACUAAAAUGUACUUUCAAUGGAGAUUCUCAAUUGAGAAUAAUUUUUGGCCCCGGACUAGGCAUAAUCUGGGUCCGGCAAACCGACCCCAAGGGUUGGAUAAUUUCAACAUGAAACAACUUUAUUUUUACUGCCCAUUUCAAUCUUGAUAUGAUAUGAAGUAUUUAUCAGGCUAUUAUUGCCGAUAUCGAUACCAUUGGUUUAAAAAGGGAGGAUUAAAAAUGCAUGAAUACGGAAGAAGCACAGCUGCAAAUACAGCCAAUGAGCCGAGUUAUCUCUGCUCUGGAUCACCAAUGCUUAAAUCAAGAGAAAAGUGUGCAGAGUAUCGAUACCAGAACAUGUCAGUUUUGGAUUGGGCAGUAUUGAUAUUUUGGUAUACUGUACAUACGCCCAUCCCUAGUUGUCAGAGUCCAGGCAGUGGUUUAGACUUGUUAGGGCCCUCGUUACUAUUUAUCAGAUGGUCUUUGUAUGUCUCUGUACAGUGAUUUAUUCAAAGUCCUAUUUGUUUUUGGUACUUUCUCUCCACCAGGAGGAGCCCAAGCAACCAAAGGAAGGGACAUCCGUCUAAGAAGACCGAAUGAACAUCCCACAACUUGCCAAAAUGCCAUAAUUAUUUUACUUUUCCCCCCUCUUUUUCUCUUGUACUGUAGUUUGCAGUCAAAAAAUUAUCAUUUUGUUAAGGGAUGGGGAGUUCAGAAGCGUUUAAAAUUGUAUGCCUUAUUGUUAUGUUGGAACCAACAAUCAAUUGAGGAGUCUCUGGCUGUCAGAAACUUCUGUUUAUUUGUCCUGACAUUCCUAGAACUCCCAGUGGUUCAGUGUUAUUGAAAAGGGGAAUUGCCUGUGCGUUAAAUGUGCAGCAACUAGUGCAAUCACUUUCUUGUCCUUUUGCCUGCCCUUUAUAUGACAUUGAAAAGGGAGGUGAUUUCAUGGUACGCAGAUGCAAUACAAUGUAAUGCCUUAUACUUUACGUAGUGGGCUGCCGACAAAUGUGAGAAUUUGUAACAAAUAAACUGUAGAUCCAUUUGGGUUGGUGGGUGUAUUACUGUUUAUUGCACAAAUACAUUAUGGAAAAGAGGAAUUAUUUGUGACAAACACAAAAUAUGCAGUUUGACUGUACUAUAUGUUAAAGGGGAAGUUCAGGAUUUUACAACUUGAUGUUAGAUCAGAGGUGUUGGAUCAGGCCCACGGGGAGGGGUCCAAUCCGGUCUGUGGAUGACUAGUUCCCACGGAUGGGUAGUAAUGGAUUACAUGUAACAGUGAUUACGUAAUCUGAUUUUUAAAAUGUACUGUAAUGAUCAACCCAGAUUCCCCCCAAAAAUAAAAUGUAAUUUAAUUACAGUUGAAGUCUUACAUGUUGGAUUACUUUGAAACAAACUUGAAAACUUUUCAGCGUUGCUGUCAUU
Molecule: messenger RNA, 22324 nt
Organism: Coregonus sp. 'balchen'
Lineage: Eukaryota; Metazoa; Chordata; Actinopteri; Salmoniformes; Salmonidae
Source: the annotation of a GenBank genome assembly